AUGCCUUUGCUGCGAAAAUUGCUGCGUGUAGAAGACCUAGGCAAUGUGCCUGCAAAUUCAACAGCUGAGCAGCUAUUUGCGUCGAACAUUGAUAUGCAAGAGAUGAGGUCACAGCGACAGCAGGCAGCUGCACUUUGUAGCGCUCCACUACAUGUCAUGUCAACACUAGCACGAAGGCAAAGAAGCCGGUCUGCAUUAGAUACUCAAAUGGAGAAUCUGACGAAUUGUGACCUGAAGACGUGUGUAGACGCUGCCUUAUCAAUUACAAGAGAAGGAAAGCAAGCUUUAUUUCUAGUGCGAGAUCCAACGAAAGUGACCAAGUAUAUAGCGGCAGCCGUAUCAAGGUUCAACGCAGCGAUGGCAAUCGAAUUAGCUGCAGAAAGUCUUCAUCGAGUGCAUUUUCACCAAUGCAAAAGAAUCGAUGAGCUGCAGUGCGAAUUAGAAUACGUGCAACAAGCUUGGAAGGGACCCGAUGAAGCAAAGUUUCAACUGGUUGUGGUUGGGCCGCUUUGCGACCUAUUUUCAGGCUUCCAAACGACAUCGGGGAUCACUUUGACCGGUGCGGGGUUAAAGCGUAUGGUGGAGCUCGCAGUCAAUCGAUUGCGGGCGACGACAGGUGUCUACGUCAUUGUUAUAGAAAUUGAAGCCGAAGUCACAUAG
Messenger RNA from Plasmopara halstedii, 660 nucleotides. RefSeq lists its product as uncharacterized. Bases 1 to 660 code for a protein of 219 amino acids. Lineage: Eukaryota; Oomycota; Peronosporomycetes; Peronosporales; Peronosporaceae. The record is from RefSeq and is a predicted model, not a curated record. The transcript has 5 exons.